CUACUUGGAGCAGCCCAAAGGAAAAAAGUUUGCUAUGGUGACCUUGGGUGCUUUUCUGACUCUGAGCCCUGGGCUGGGACUGUCAUCAGGCCCCUAAAAAUUCUCCCCUGGAGCCCUGAGAAAAUCGACACUCAUUUCUUGCUCUACACCAAUGAAAACCCAAACAACUUUCAGAUUUUCUACCUCUCUAAUCCAUCAACAACUGAGGCCUCAAAUUUUCAAAUAACCAAGAAGACCUGAUUCAUCAUCCGUGGCUUCAUAGACAAGAGAGAUGAGAGCUGGGUGACAGACAUGUGCAAAGCCAUGUUCGAGGUGGAGGAGAUGAACUGCAUCUGCGUGAACUGGAAGAAGGGCUCUCAAACCAGCUACACUCAGGCUGCCCACAACGUGCGGGUAGUGGGCGCCCAGUGGAUACUCAACAACCUCUUGACAAACUACAGCUACUCACUUUCCAACAUCCAUCUCAUUGGCCACAGCCUAGGAGCUCAUGUGGCUGGAGGUGGGAACAGGACUCCAGGCCAGGGCAGAAUUACUGGACUGGAUCCCGUAGAAGCAAGUUUCAAGAGCACUCCUGAAGAGGUCUGACUUGAUCCUUCAGAUGAUGACCUGGUUGAUAUCAUUCACACAGAUUCAGCUCCCCUGACCCCCUUCUUGGUUUUUGGAACACGCCAACUGACUGGUCUCCUUGACUUCCCCAAUGGAGGUCAGACCACGCCAGGCUGUCAGAAGAAUUCCUUGUCACAGAUCGUGGACCUAUAUGGCAUCUGGUCAGGUAAAACCAUGGACUUUGUGGCUUGCAACCAUCUAAGAAGCUACAAUUACCACUUGGACAGCAUCCUCAACCCUGAUGGGUUCACUGCAUACCCCUAAUCCUACAAGGACUUCGAGUCUAACAAGUACUUCCCCUGUCCAGAUGAAGGGUGCCCACAGAUGGGUCACUAUGCUAGUAAGUUUGGUAAGACAGGUGAAAAGCAGCAGAAAUUCUUCUUGAGCACAGAAGACACCAAGAAUUUUGUGCGCUGGAGAUUUGGAGUUUUCAUAAAGCGUUAUGGAAAAAUGGUCACCGGUCAGGUCAAAAUUGUUUUGUUUGGAAAUAAAGGAAACACUUGCCAGCAUGAAAUCUUCAGGAUCAUCAAGCCAGGCUCUACCAGCUUUGAUGCAGAGCUUAACGUUGGGGUGAUUGAGAAAGUCAAGUUACUGUGGAAUAACAAUGUGAUAAACCCAACUUUCCCCAAAGUGGAUGCAACCAAGAUCACAGUGCAACAGGGACAGGAAUAGACAGUGUACAACUUCUGCAGUGAAGAUGUCAGAGAAGACAUUCUGCUCAUCCUUUUGCCCUGUGAAGCUCCAAACACAAUAUGA
Molecule: messenger RNA, 1362 nt
Organism: Cavia porcellus (domestic guinea pig)
Lineage: Eukaryota; Metazoa; Chordata; Mammalia; Rodentia; Caviidae
Product: inactive pancreatic lipase-related protein 1
Biological process (GO): lipid metabolic process
Molecular function (GO): triacylglycerol lipase activity; protein binding
Source: RefSeq, a predicted model, not a curated record